Symbiodinium sp. CCMP2592 is the source of this 1110-nucleotide messenger RNA. The record is from the annotation of a GenBank genome assembly. Lineage: Eukaryota; Dinophyceae; Suessiales; Symbiodiniaceae.
AUGAAUAACAGUGCGAGGCCGACAAAGCAUGGGAUUGACCCGAGCUUAGUCGCAGACACGAUCGUAGAGCAGAACAGCGAUGCUGUCACCCUCCGAAUCAAAAGCAAAGUUCUGAGCUCACUUCGAGAUGAUGGUCCAAACAAUCAGUCCACAAAAGAGCUGCAGAGAUGUGGCGGUUCGCACCUUGAGCCGCGAUAUUGCGUUCUGGCAGGAGGAGUCGACAAGAACAUCGGUUGGCUUUGGGCGACUUUGUACAUUGUCACUGGGCACUGGUUGAUCCUAACAGAGAGGUCAUCCGGGGCUCUCAACUCGGAUGGCAUGAAGCAAAGCGUUUUUGACCAGCACGCAAACCUCGCCCUUGUUGCCGCCCUGGUGCUCACCGUCCUUCUGCCAUUGGCAUACGAGUAUUCAGGUGAUUAUCUGCAAAACGAUUCCGAGACUCUGAGUGUGUUCAACGGUGCUUUCGCUAGCUGGGUGGGUGAGGAUUGGCUCAGUGAUCACAUCGGUUUCUUAGAGGACAUAGGCCAUAUUUGCUAUGGUUUGGCGGCCUUCAACACUUGGGCAGCUGUCUGCGCAUGCUGUUUCAUCUUGCUGGGUUGCAUUGAGCUCAAGACUGACACGGAGGUGCUUGCUUUUGUGACGCGCAUGGGCAGGUUAUACUUGCUUCCAUAUUUCCUGUGGAUAUCCUCAGCGAUUGCAAUUCCUGCGAUGGCUUUGAGAGCAUUCUUGGUCCUGCGCGACUGGAUAUGCGUUGCCAUCAGUUUGGGACUUACGGUUAUCAUCAUACUGGUCUUGGCUUGCUUCUUAAUCUCCGCAAUCAAGGCCGUGGUGAACACCAAACUGGGUGGGCAAAGAUACUGUGCCCUCUCACUCACCGCCGAAGAGUGUAAGGAAGAUGUCAAGGCAUAUCUCAAGGAGGUUGGAGUGGAUGCCAGCCUGAAAGAGUGCUUGCUACACUUGCAGUGUCAGGGUGAGGGAGGCUUGAUUGUUCCGCUUGCCAACCUCACAGCAAUGACAGUGAAGUUGGAAUACGCCCGACAGAUGGUGGAGAAGCUCGGCAUCCGUGAAGCGGAGAAGGAGUCUUUCCUCCCCAUCAUAUUGACCUCCUGA